Vespula vulgaris is the source of this 1308-nucleotide messenger RNA. It is a transcript of the gene mtSSB, whose product is annotated as single-stranded DNA-binding protein, mitochondrial. Gene Ontology annotation, biological process: positive regulation of helicase activity; mitochondrial DNA replication. The record is from RefSeq and is a predicted model, not a curated record. Bases 224 to 646 code for a protein of 140 amino acids. Gene Ontology annotation, cellular component: mitochondrial nucleoid. The transcript is spliced from 4 exons. Lineage: Eukaryota; Metazoa; Arthropoda; Insecta; Hymenoptera; Vespidae. Gene Ontology annotation, molecular function: single-stranded DNA binding.
UAUUUCAUAAUUAUAAUUUGCCUUUUUUCUUAAUUAAUUCAAUUAAUUUGAAAUACAUAGAAGUUUUUUUUAGUUUUCAUCGAAAUAUAUAUAUAUAUAUACGUGUGUGUGUUAUGUAUUUGGAAAAUGUUCAUGAUAAAACUCCUUAAACUUUAGGUCGGUUAAUAGUUAAAAAUUUUGUUUUAUAUUUUGGAGAAUAAAAUCGGUGUUAACAAUCGUCAUCAUGUUUCAUAAAGUUAUAUCACGUGUGUGUAAUCGAACAAAUCAAUUAAACAAUACACGUUUUUUUUCACAAAAAAUCGAAACGAAUACUAUAGAAAAAACUAUUAAUCAAAUAACAUUACUUGGAAGAGUCGGUGGAGCUCCACAAGAACGCGGAACUGAAAAACACCCUGUAGUGAUUUUCUCUCUAGCAACUCAUUUCAAUUAUAAAUAUGAAAAUGGUGAAUAUCUACAAAAAACAGAUUGGCACAGGAUAUGUGUUUUUAAACCUAAUCUUAGAGAAAGUAUAUCUAAUUACAUGAAGAAAGGACAACGUGUAUUAGUAAAUGGAAGAUUAAGUUAUGGCGAAUUCAAAGAUGAUGAAGGAAAUACAAGAGUAUCUACAGCUGUUAUAGCAGAUGAAGUCAUCUUUUUCCAAUACUAAUAAUAAAGUAAAAUAUUUCAAUUUAAGAAAAAACUGCUAAUUUUUAUAAUUUUAAUUUUAAUUUUAAAGAUCAAUUGAUAUAUAUACAAUAAUGAAUUGUGAAAAUAUAAAUGUGUUAGAAGAAAAAAUGUAUACAUGUAGUAAAGAGAGAAAAUAAUAUGAUCACAAAAGAAAUGUUUGAAAUAUAAAUGAGUUUGCAUAAUUAAAUAACACAUUCAUAUUUUAUGAUAUUGCAUAUGUUUAAUACAAGCAGAUCAUACAUACAUGUUGUAUUGUAGAAAUACAUGUUUAAAAGUAAAGAUUAAAAUCUUUUUUUUUAUAAUUCAUUAUUGAACGAUAUCUCUAUUGAAUAUCUAAGCGAAACAGUGGCGAUGUCGAUUAAUCGACCUUAAAGUUUAGUACGAAAAAUUACGAGUAUCUAAAAUGUUGCGAUAUAUAAUUUAUUGUUGGAAAGUGCUUAAACAAUAUCUAAGCCAUUGCAGUAUCCAUGGUGUUAGAUAUCUUGUUUCUGAAAAUAGUUUCUACAUUGAACGGUAAAAUAAUUAUAAAUAAUUAUUUUUAAUAAUUUAUAAUAGUAAUAUUUUCUCUUAUACUUUGAAGAUUUUUCUGGUUGUUCUUUUGUAUACUGAGUUGGUGGGGUUGUACUGUAAUGAUCAAGGAUA